AUGUUAAAAGAAAAAAGAUUUAUUAACAACAUUGCUAUCGUUAAUUUAAAAUAUUUUGUAUUCACGAAUUUUUUAUGAUUCGACACAAAGAAAUAUUCCAUUUUAUAGAUAUAUACAGUAACACACGUCCAUACAUAUGAAAAUUAGGCGCAACAGGUUUCAGAUACUGUGCUCAAUGUCAAAACUUGAUUAAUUAGAAUAUAAGAUACUGUGAUAUUAAACAUUCAUAUGUAGAGCAUGUGUAAAGCGUAUGUUAUGUUUAAAAUAUUUCAAUUUGUUUAAUGUCAAAAAGAUUUCGAAUCGCAAUACGUUGAUUUCUAUGUUUUUAAAUUGAAAUAUUUCUUUUCUACCGUUUAGAUAAACUACUUAAUUUGAUCGUUCUAUGAAAUUAUGUAUCAUCCAAAUAUUUUAAAGAAUUAUACACUAUCACAGUGUACUCUGGAAAAAUUAAACAUAAUUAAAGAUAAAUUAAAAGAAGAUACAUUGAAUAGCGAUCCUUUGUGGGAAACUGUAAUAGGAAAGAAAGGGGAAGAAAAAGAAGAAAAUGAAGAAGAGGAAGAUACAUCUCAAGAAACAAGUACAGAUAAAGAAGAAAUUGUAAAUGAAAGCAAUGUAGAUAAUAAUAGCAUUUUGUCUAAGACAAUUGAUCAAUUCCCAUCUACUCAGUUUUAUUUUACACAAGUUGAUAUAAAUCUUGAGAAAGAAGCUAAGGAAGAAUCUAUACAACAAAAAUAUGAUAUCACAGAAUGUCUGUUGGAAGGAUUAGAGCAACCUAAUGGAAAAUUAGAUUUAAGUCAAUUAGAAAAUUUAACAGACAAGGAAUUAUUAGAAGCGGUCUGUGAUUUAGAAAAGAAACUAAGUACAUUAGGGACAUACAAUCUGUACUGUUCUCUGAAUAAUGUAACUUUGGAACAACAAAUCAAAUAUGGAACAGUUUUUCAUAGCCAUUUGUUAUUACCAAAGAUAAUUGCCUUAGAAGAGCCUUCAAGAUUGCUAAUAUCUGUUAUCAGUGAGUAUGUUAAAAAGUAUCCAAAUGAUGUUAAAGAGUUGAUUUUUAUUCCUCUGUUAAAUGUUGACUUAAAAGAUAUAACAAUUGUCAAUGCUAUCAUAAAUGCCUUUGAACCAGAAAGAAAUAUUACUCUCCUUAUGGAAUAUCUGUCACAUGUGAAAGAACUUAAAUUAUGGCAUCUUUCUAUAUUACAUAAUCUAAUAUCAACCAAAACAGACACCACCACAAAUGACAAACUUAUUCAAUUAUUAUCAAAAAGAGCAUUUGAUUUUGCGCGAAACAAAGAUUUUGGAAAGCUUAUAUUAUCAUUUGUAAAAAUGAACGUACAUUUUUCAGAGCAACAAAAGCAGUUGUUAAGGGAAAUGGCCAAUAUCAACCAGACAUUAUUUAAAAAACCUAUACAAAAUAUGUUAAAUGCUACAUAGGAUAUACUAAUGUAAUGCAAACAUUUCACAUAUUAUUUAUGUUUUAUAAAAUUAUUUCUUUUCUUCAAA
Messenger RNA from Osmia bicornis bicornis, 1503 nucleotides. RefSeq lists its product as uncharacterized. NCBI's taxonomy places the organism in Eukaryota, Metazoa, Arthropoda, Insecta, Hymenoptera, Megachilidae. Gene Ontology annotation, biological process: interstrand cross-link repair. The record is from RefSeq and is a predicted model, not a curated record. Gene Ontology annotation, cellular component: Fanconi anaemia nuclear complex. The coding region runs from base 391 to 1434 and encodes 347 amino acids. The transcript has 5 exons.